UAAUUUUCUUCCUUGGAGACGGCUUGUCCAUUUCCACAUUGGCCGCUACCCGUUUAUACGUUGGACAACAAAAUCGAAUGCCUGGAGAGGAGACCGUUCUUUCUUUUGAAGAGUUCCCAUAUGUGGGCUUAGCUAAAACUUAUUGCCUGGAUUACCAAGUCCCGGAUUCUGCCUGCACAGCAACAGCAUAUCUUAGUGGUGUGAAAGCAAAUCUAGGAACGGAAGGUGUCAACGGAUAUGUGGGGUACGGUGACUGUUUGGCAUCUGCUGAUCCUGCAAACCAUGUUAACUCUGUAGCGCGCUGGUUCCAGCUUGCGGGAAGAAAAUCUGGCCUAAUUACCACCAGCCGCGUGACGCACGCAUCGCCAGGACCCUUAUACGCUCAUUCCUCUCAUCGUGACUGGGAAAGCGACACCGACAUUCUGUUAGCCGGAGAGGAUCCCAACAUAUGUCCCGACAUCGCUUCACAAUUAAUCGAUAACGCCGCUGGACAAGGAAUGAGUGUCAUCAUGGGUGGCGGUAGAGGCAAGUUUGUUCCAAACAAUGUCAACGAUAUUUCUGGUAGUCCUGGUCAACGUUCUGAUGGUAGAAAUUUGGUAAAUGAAUGGUUGGCCCAAAAGUCGGGAGAUGGUGUGUUUGUUAGUAACAAGGUUGGGUUGGACGCUGUGGAUACUUCCAACACAGAGUACCUCAUGGGAUUAUUUGGGUACAGCCACUUACAGCAUAACUUGGACAAACCAGCAAGCCAACCUAGCUUGGCUGAAAUGACCGAGGCUGCAAUUAAAGUUCUUGACAACGCAAACGGAUACUUCCUGUUUGUUGAAAAUGGUCACAUUGAUACUGCGCAUCAUAUGACCACAGCUGUGAAGGCUCUGGAUGAGACUGCUGAGUUCGCCAAAGCGGUUGAAAAAGCCCUAGAGCUUACCGAUUCGGAAGACACUUUGAUUGUGGUAACUUCCGAUCAUUCACAUACAAUGACUCUAAAUGGUUACCAGCAUAGAGGACAUGACGUGUUUGGUUUUGGCGAUGUUGGAGAUGAUGGUAAACCUUACGCAUCUCUCAGCUACGCAAAUGGCCCCGCAGCUUUUAAACAAGAUCCUGUCACCGGCGACCGCUACGACUUGACAAAUGACGACUUGAGUGACAAGGAUUAUAUGUAUCCGUCCUAUGUUCCCACAUUCAUGGAAACUCACGCUGGUGAUGAUGUUGCAGUAUUCUGCAAAGGCCCAUGGGCCCAUUUAUGCACGGGUGUUAUUGAGCAAAAUUUGAUUCCGCAUAUUGUUGCUUAUGCUGCUUGUGUUGGAGAAGGACGAACUAGCUGUGAUUGUUCAAGUCAUCCAUCGCAUUCCACUAGUGCAGCUCCAAGCACUACCCCAGAGGUUUAGAUAUAUAGUAAUAAUAUUUGGAUUCAAAUUGAUAUAAAUUUGAUGUGACGCAAUAAAAACACAGAAAAUGUAUAUAAAUAUUCAUAUUAGAUGAAAUGAAGUUUUAUAAAACAAAAAAGGAGCAGUACAAAUAGGCACAUUAGUGUAGAAUGAUUACGAAAAGUUAUUGCGGUAUUAAACUUUCAGCACGCA
Molecule: messenger RNA, 1577 nt
Organism: Dalotia coriaria
Lineage: Eukaryota; Metazoa; Arthropoda; Insecta; Coleoptera; Staphylinidae
Product: membrane-bound alkaline phosphatase-like
Exons: 3
Coding region: 78-1385 (435 amino acids)
Biological process (GO): dephosphorylation
Molecular function (GO): alkaline phosphatase activity
Source: RefSeq, a predicted model, not a curated record